This is a messenger RNA of Thlaspi arvense, 1596 nucleotides long. The record is from the annotation of a GenBank genome assembly. Lineage: Eukaryota; Viridiplantae; Streptophyta; Magnoliopsida; Brassicales; Brassicaceae.
AUGACGCCAUUUCAGACAGGAAGCUCAUCAGUGUUUCUACCAGCUCAGAUUAGGCAAAAGCCUCGAGAAAUCUCCAUUUCUUCGAGUGUCCCAUCAUCUUCGGCAGUAAACGACGAAAUUCACGGGAAUUGUUAUUCGGUUACAUCAUUGAUAGAGCUUUUACGAGACUCUGCAGAUGAAAGGUGUCUGGAGAAAGCGAAAUCGAUUCAUGGCCUUGUUGCUAAAUUUCAGUUUAUGGGGAAGCCCUUGACGGUGAUGUUGAAUCAGAUGGUCAUCGCCUACUCGAAAUGCUCCGACUUUGGUUCUGCUCUUCAGGUGUUCGACGAAAUUCCGCAAAAGAGUGUUUUCUCGUGGACUGUUUUAAUCGUUGGAGCUACAGAGAAUGGGUUUUACCGUGAUGGGAUUGAUUACUUUGUUGAGAUGCUGGAAUGCGAUAUCUUCCCCGAUGAAUACGCUCUUUCUGCUGCAAUCCAAGCAUGUAUUGGCGUGGAAAGCAUUGAUCUGGGUCAAAUGGUUCAUGCUCAGGUUAUAACCCGGGGAUUUUCGUCUCUUUCGUUUGUUAAUACAUCUUUGCUUAGCAUGUAUGCUAAGUUGGGGAGGAUUGGAGAUUCUUGUAAGGUGUUCAACUCCAUGGAAAAUCGCAAUGAAGUUUCAUGGAACGCAAUGAUAUCAGGGUUUGUGUCAAACGGUCUUUACUCGGAAGCAUACAAUAGUUUCUUGAGAAUGCUGGGCGAGGACAUUAGACCGAAUGUAUCAUGUUUUAUUAGCGUCUCUAAAGCUAUUGGACAGUUGAGAGAUGCUGAGAAAGGUAGAUACAUUACUAGUAUUGCUUUCGAGAUGGCUAUGCAGUCAAAUAUCCACGUGGGAACAGCCUUGAUUGAUAUGCUUGCAAAAUGCGGAUGUGUUACUGAAGCACGGUCAGUUUUUGAGUCGAAUUUCACCGGAUGCGGAGGGAACUUACCGUGGAACGCUAUGAUAUCUGGUUAUACGACUUCUAGGCACGGAGAAGAAGCAAUGUUGCUGUUCCUAAGAAUGUGUCAGAAUAAUAUCAAACGAGAUGUAUACACAUAUUGCAGUACAUUGAACUCAAUUGCUGACCUGAGGUCGUUAGAAUAUGCAAAGCAGGUUCACGGGAUGAUAUGGAAAAGUGGCCGAGAAUUGACUAGUGUGAGUCUCUGCAAUGCCCUAAUGGAUGCCUACGCCAAAUGUGGGGAGCUUGAAGCAAUGAGAAAGCUUUUCGACACUAGAGAGGAAGCAAACCAGAUCUCAUGGACGACGCUUGUGACGGCUUAUUCUCAGUCUUGUGAAUGGGAGGAAGCACUAAGCGUCUUCUCUCAGAUGAGAGAAACAGGGUUUCAACCGAACGAGAUCACAUUUUCCGGUGUAUUUGCCUCAUGUGCUAGCCUCUGUUUUCUCCAGAUCUACUUCAAGAGCAAGAACCAGAGAGAGAGACUCAUGGAGAUUUCAGGUAACUCAAGAAUCAUAUAUCUUGCUGCACAUUCCGAGCAAGGCUAUAAGAUACAACGUCAAGGACAAUAUACAUACAAGCCAUUGAUUUUAAUGAAGAAGAUGUUCUACGAUUACCGAAGGCCUUAA